Molecule: messenger RNA, 1882 nt
Organism: Folsomia candida
Lineage: Eukaryota; Metazoa; Arthropoda; Collembola; Entomobryomorpha; Isotomidae
Product: probable glutamate receptor
Exons: 3
Coding region: 70-1302 (410 amino acids)
Cellular component (GO): membrane
Molecular function (GO): ligand-gated monoatomic ion channel activity
Source: RefSeq, a predicted model, not a curated record
CCUGUUCGAAACUUUGGUGGUGCCUCUCUCACCGUAAGUACACCAGUUUACUCUCGUUGGUUGGUUGAAAUGACGUUUUCCCCAUCCGGAACAUGGAUUCCAAAACGAGGCCUUUACACCUUAGCCUUGUACCUGUUGGAAAAUACGCUCAACUUCACAUCAAUCCACAUGCAGGCGACAGGAGGUGGCACAGGUCACAGGACCAUCGUUAAUGGAACACCGACAUGGUUCGGCACUGUCGGUGACGUACUUUCCAACAAGGCAGAUAUCGGUCACGCAACGGCCCAAACUUUCGCCCGGUGUGAAGUUGUCGAUCCAAGUUUUCCAAUUGUGGAAGCUUGUCUCACCUUCUCGACCGGGUUACCAAUCCCGUUUUAUUCAUGGCGUGGUGUUUACCAGCCUUUGUCGAGAGAGGUGUGGAUGGGCGUCGGUGUGUCGGUGAUGGUUGGCUGGGUCACAUUCAUAGUGUUAGCCAGGUUGGAGUAUCGUCAUCAGAGGGUUUGGAAGCCAAGCAUUCUGCUGGAAUACGCCUUUGCAACUCUUUUGGAGCAAGAUCCUCCAUCCUUGACAAGGAACCCGUCCAGUUCCCACGCACUCAGAACCUUCACAAUUUUCUGGCUCAUGUUCACCAUCCUGGUCACGACAGCGUAUCGGUCCACACUCGUCACGUUUCUCGCCUUUCCCAACAUGGAACAACCUCCCGAGACCUUUGAGGAGCUACAAAGUUCAACUUACGCUAUUGGUUUGCAGUACAUUAAAGGCGCGGCGUAUCAGCUACUGAAACAUUCUAAGAAUCCUACAUAUGCAGGAAUUUUCAAAAGAAUGAGCUUGGAAGAAGAUGAUGUCGCAUGUUUUCUAAAAUCAGUUAAAUCUCGUUACGCCUGCAUUUCUUGGGACUCGAUCGCAGAGUUUGUGAAACAUCGAAACUUGACCGACAAAUAUGGCCGAAGUCCAGUCCUACGGUCGCCUUCGUGCACGUUUGGUAUCGUUGCUGGCUUGGUCAUGGAGAAAAGGGCGAUUUUUAAGACGGAAAUUGACCAAGUUUUCAGAUGGAUGGUGGCAGGUGGGAUUCUCAACAAAAUGAAUGAUUUGGACGUUCAGUUUAUUCGAAGAGAGAGAACUGCCUGGCUGAAAGAGGUCGGGAUGGAGAGGGAUUCGGUGUCCUCGAUGGUUGGAGAGAAGGGGUCGAAAACACUGAACUUGUCACAUUUUAGUGGAUCCUUCUACCUUUUCAUUAUUUGCAUUUUGGUCUGCAUUGUUACUUUCGGGAGAGAGUUUGUGGACUGUAAGAAUUUUGGUUGAAUUGAAAUGUCAUUUACCCGGUAUUGUUUUUGCUGGGAUAUACGGAUUUGCAUAUGUAUACAUACUUACUUACUUAAUACUUAUGUAUGUACAUAUAUGUAGAGUACAUAUGUACUUACUGGUCUGCUUUGUACUCGUAAAGUUACAUAUUUCUCAGUCGAGCAGAAUGCUUAUGCAAAAUAGUUUUAGGUUGAUGUUGAUUGAGUUAAAUAGACAAAAAAUUAGAUUUCUCUGUUCACCAAUUUAUGAAAUAUUAGAGGACUAACUAUCCAAUUAACCUCAAGUAAAGUAUGCACAUACAUAUGCACAUACGUAUACGUAAUUAUGUAUGUUGCGUGUAUGUUUUAGCUCCAGCCACACAUAGCUUAAGUAAAACUUAUUGUAAAUAUACAUUUAAGCUAAUUAUGUAAUUAGCAAUAUAAGUUCAUAAGACCAUGAAAAUUUAAUACAACUUGGACAAACCGAAUAAUAAGCUGAUGUACAUGUAAUACAUAGUACAUACACAUAUUUAAUUGCAAUUACGAAGUUUAAUAUCAUGCGGUAUCUUAACAGAAGGAGAUCCAUCCAUCAGUGUCUAGAG